GCCGGGGCCCCGGUGGCGGUGGCGGUGACAGUGGCUCUGGGGGUGGCAGUGUCCCCAUGAUGUCCAAGCUGCUGCCGGCGCAGGAGGCGGCCCGGAUCUAUCACACCAACUAUGUGAGGAACGCUCGGGCCAUGGGGGUGCUCUGGGCUCUCUUCACCCUCUGUUUCUCCAUCCUGAUGGUGGUGACCUUCAUCCAGCCCUACUGGAUCGGGGACAGCAUCGACACGCCCCAGGCCGGGUAUUUCGGUCUCUUCUCUUACUGCAUCGGCAACGCGCUCACCGGCGAGCUCAUCUGCAAGGGCAGCCCCCUCGACUUCGGCACCAUCCCCUCCAGCGCCUUCAAAACAGCCAUGUUCUUCGUCGGCAUUUCCACCUUCCUCAUCAUCGGCACCAUCCUCUGCUUCAGCCUCUUCUUCUUCUGCAACGCGGCCACGGUCUACAAAGUCUGUGCCUGGAUGCAGCUGGCAGCAGCUACCGGGCUGAUGAUUGGCUGCCUCAUCUACCCCGAUGGUUGGGACUCAGGGGAGGUCCGGAGGCUCUGUGGGGACAAGACAGACAAAUACACCCUGGGUGCCUGCACCGUGCGCUGGGCCUACAUCCUCUGCAUCAUCGGCAUCCUCGAUGCCCUCAUCCUCUCCUUCCUGGCCUUUGUUCUGGGGAACAGGCAGGACAACCUCCUCCCCUCGGAUUUUAAAGCAGAAAGUAAAGAAGAGGGUGAGUGACAGAGCUGAUCAGCAGGGACACCUGGAACUGUUCUUCCAUCAGCCUCUUUCUUUAAAGUGACUUUUCCAGAAGCUUUAAACUUGCCACCAUCUGUGGAUUUCCUACAAGUGCUCUUCUCACUCAAAGGGCCACUGCCAACCCUCAGCUCUUGUGGAGUUGAUUUAUGGCAAGAGGUUGAUGUCAAAGGCAGAACAAAAGUCUCUUCCAACAAAAGAUAUUCUGUGAAGAUCUCCAACUGGACACAGGUUUCUGAGUCCAUCAGCAAACCUGGGGGAAAGAGGAGGGAUGGCACUUUGCUGCUUCUUGGGGUUUGUAUAUCUUUCAAGGGAAUUUCUUCUAAAUAAUAACAAUAAAAAGUUGGCCUUU
Molecule: messenger RNA, 1089 nt
Organism: Calypte anna (Anna's hummingbird)
Lineage: Eukaryota; Metazoa; Chordata; Aves; Apodiformes; Trochilidae
Gene: LHFPL5
Product: LHFPL tetraspan subfamily member 5
Exons: 4
Coding region: 57-722 (221 amino acids)
Biological process (GO): detection of mechanical stimulus involved in sensory perception; sensory perception of sound
Cellular component (GO): plasma membrane
Source: RefSeq, a predicted model, not a curated record